Molecule: messenger RNA, 3009 nt
Organism: Salvelinus namaycush (lake trout)
Lineage: Eukaryota; Metazoa; Chordata; Actinopteri; Salmoniformes; Salmonidae
Product: netrin receptor UNC5C-like
Exons: 19
Coding region: 1-3009 (1002 amino acids)
Biological process (GO): netrin-activated signaling pathway
Cellular component (GO): membrane
Molecular function (GO): protein binding; netrin receptor activity
Source: RefSeq, a predicted model, not a curated record
AUGCCGACGCUCCCGGAGAAGGUUAUCCAGGCAGAUGGCCAUCACAAUGUGUGUCCAGGAGGACCUUCCCCUCGGACCCCCCGGAGCCCCUCCCAUGUUCCUGAUGGAGCCCGCGAGGACUGCGCCUUAACAGCGUCCAGACUGGCGGUCUGUAGCCAUCCUGAGUUCUCGGCCUACACCGUUUACGGUCGCGCCAUUCCAGGCGUUCUGAGACGCAUCCGGAGGCUGCCCACGCGCCAAUCUGAGCCAUCCACUGACCUGCCUGCCCAGAAGGGCCGUAGGCUGAGCAAGUCCUACGCCGUCACUGUCAAGUACCACAGCGCAGCCGCAAAGGGUCACGAGCCGAUCCGGCUCCCAGUCCAGGAGCUGCCCAGGACGGCCGUCCCGUACACAGUCAGCGACGCCAGCUCCCCCACCCCCCACUCAGGCGGCCCCGCCACCGACACUCAGAUUCGAUCUACUCUCAAAACUGGUGUGAGAGGCUUGGUGGUGCGAGAGGCCAGUAUUGAGAUUAUACGGCAGCAAGUAGAGGAGCUGUUUGGACCAGAGGACUUCUGGUGUCAGUGUGUAGCCUGGAGCUCUGCAGGGACCACCAAGAGUCGCAAGGCACACGUCCUCAUCGCGUAUCUCAGGAAGACGUUUGACCAGGAGCCUCUGGGAAAGGAAGUGUCUCUAGAACAGGAAGUGCUUCUUCAGUGCCGCCCCCCAGAAGGAAUCCCUGCUGCUGAGGUGGAGUGGCUGAAGAAUGAGGAGAUCAUAGACCCUGCUGAUGACCGUAACUUCUACAUCACCAUCGACCAUAACCUGAUCAUCAAACAGGCCAGACUGUCUGACACAGCUAACUACACAUGUGUCGCCAAGAACAUCGUCGCUAAGAGACGGAGCACCACGGCAACCGUCAUUGUCUAUGUGAAUGGUGGCUGGUCAACGUGGACAGAGUGGACGGUGUGUAACAGUCGCUGUGGCCGUGGCUACCAGAAGCGUACGCGGAGCUGCACCAACCCAGCACCUCUCAACGGCGGCGCCAUCUGUGACGGGCAAGGCAUUCAGAAGCUGGCAUGUAACCCACUGUGCCCAGUGGAUGGUCUGUGGACAGAGUGGAGUAAAUGGUCCACGUGUGGGACAGAGUGUACCCAUUGGAGGAGGAGGGAGUGCAGCGUCCCGGCGCCCAAAAACGGUGGGAAGGACUGUGAGGGCAUGGUGCUUCAGUCCCAGAACUGCACCGAUGGCCUGUGUAUGCAGAGUUCCUUAUAUCAGAAGUCCUCUGAAUUCAACAAAGACAAGAUUGAUUUGGGAUAUCCAUCUGCCCCCAGUACAGAUGAUGUGGCACUGUACGUAGGCGUCGUCAUCGCUGUGAUCAUGUGUCUGGUCAUCUCCGUCAUUGUGGCGCUGUUCGUCUACAGGAAGCACCAUCGCGACUUUGACUCUGAUAUCAUAGACACCUCGGCCCUCAACGGGGGUUUCCAGCCCGUCAACAUCAAGACGGCUCGAACAGCUGACCUUCUGACAACACCCCCUGACCUGACCUCUGCUGCGGCCAUGUACCGCGGUCCGGUCUACGCCCUCCAUGACGUCGCAGACAAGAUUCCCAUGACCAACUCCCCCCUCUUGGACCCCCUGCCCAACCUGAAGAUCAAGGUGUACAACUCCUCUGGUCUGGUAACCCCUUCAGAGGACCUGUCUGAAUUCUCCUCCAAGCUGUCCCCUAAGCUGCCCCACUGCCUGCUGGAUGGGGACACCAUGGGGAGGAGGACCCAGACCCAGACCCUGCUCCGUACCGGCACCAGGGACCCCUCCUGUACCGCUCUGGGCUCCUUCAACUCCAUGGGUGGACACCUCAUUGUCCCCAACUCAGGGGUGAGUCUCCUAGUUCCAGCGGGGGCUGUCCCACAGGGUAGAGUGUAUGAGAUGUACGUGACCGUUCACAGGAAGGACAGCAUGAGACCCCCAGUCGAUGACUGCCAGACAGUGCUGAGUUCAGUUGUGAGCUGUGGCUCCCCAGGGGCCCUCCUGACUCGCCCAGUCAUCAUCACCAUGCACCACUGUGCUGAGGCCAAUAGUGAUUCAGCCGAGGAUUGGCUGAUCCAGCUCAAGAGCCAAUCACAGCAGGCCCAGUGGGAGGAGGUGGUGGUGGUAGGAGAGGAGAACUUCACCACUCCCUGUUACAUCCAGAUGGAUGAGGAGGCAUGUCACAUCCUGACAGAGACCCUAGGGACAUACUGCCUGGUGGGCCAGUCCUGCAGCGCGGCCACCACCAAGAGACUCAAACUGGCCAUCUUUGGCCCUGUCACCUGCCCUGCCCUUGAGUACCACAUUAGAGUUUACUGCCUGGAUGACACACAGGACUCAUUCAAAGAGGUUCUGCAGAUGGAGAAACAGAUGGGAGGGAAACUCCUGGAUGAACCAAAGACACUCAACUUCAAGGACAGCACCCACAACCUGCGACUGUCCAUCCACGAUGUCCCACACACACUGUGGAAAAGCAAGCUACUAGCCAAGUACCAGGAGUUGUCAUUCCAGCAGGUGUGGUCUGGGUCCCAGAGGAACCUCCACUGUACUUUCACCCUGGAGAGGUUCUGUCCCAGCACCGUAGACCUGGCCUGUAAGCUGUGUGUUCGACAGGUGGAGGGGGAGGGACAGAUCUUCCAGCUCAACACCACCCUCUCAGAGGACACCCAGAGUAUCGACACGUCUCUGCUGGACCCGGCCAGUAACAUCACAACCCUGGUGGGGCCCAAUGCCUUCCGCAUUCCCCUCUCCAUCAGACAGAAGCUCUGUGGCAGCCUGGACGCCCCACAGAACCGAGGGAACGACUGGAGGAUGCUGGCACACAAACUCAACCUGGACCGGUAUUUGAAUUACUUUGCCACUAAAUCCAGUCCUACGGGGGUGAUUCUGGACCUUUGGGAGGCCCAACACUUCCCUGACGGGAACCUCGGCCGCCUGGCUGCCGUGCUGGAGGAGAUGGGUCGCCAUGAGAACCUCGUGCUCAUGGCAACAGACCACUGA